AUGGAGCAUGACAUAAUCAAUUCUUUUAAGCAAUUCAGCGCCACAGAGAAGCUCAGGAUACAAGAGAGGCAAAGGUCCAUCGCGAGAGAGUCCAAGGCCGUCAAACUCAACGAUCUGAAGAAGUUUUCUUCAGAUUUCAAGCUCAAUACUGCGAUUCCAGGGGAUCUUGUUCCGAUUCUGGCAAAGGAUGAGGCUAAGCAAAAGGAGAUAGUUCAGAAAUCAAUGAAAGAGGCGCGGUCAUUUUACGAUAAAGAAGAGAACAGGAGGAGUGGUAACGGACUGGAAAUCAAGGCUGCCGCGCAGAGCCUUGUAAUUCCUGGUGUCUUUGUAGACCCUGCCGUCAUCUCUUCAAGGCUUGCUCCUCCUAGAUCGACUUCUAAAAAGCCACCACCCGAUGGUCCGGCGGUAGAGAUGCGUGCUGCUCCUAAGGCAGCUAAGAAAAAAUGGAUGCCAGUUCCAUACACCCCUAGUGUAGUUUUCAAUCUGGACAAGCCUUUAGUCACUGUCAGCGCUGCAGAAAAUAUCGAUGGACUGCUGGAACGGGUACACGGCAACCUCGGUAUCAAUUCCACUACAGCUACCGGACCGACUAGGGUCUCACACAACUCGGCUCCAAGAGGACAGGAAGGAUUGGCCAUGGGUGGCCGUCGUCCAGGCAACAUCACUUUCGGUUCCAUUCCAGCUAGCGGAUCGCCUGCCAUUUCAGACAACUUGCAUCCAGAAUCACAGGAAGAACUGGCCGUCCUUAACCGCCAGAAGGAACUUAAUUAUGCAAAAGCACGGUCGCCCUUCCAGACUGUAGAUGACGUAAACUGGGAGAUUGACCGUCUUCAGAAGCAAGUCGAUACGGGUAGAAUGAAGAUAGUGGACGAAAAGAAGGCCCUUUCGGAACUCAGCAGUCUCUACAAAGCACGAAAGAACGUCGCCGGAUUCGUUGAGCAGCAGAAGGCCAUCCAAGAAUUAGAGGCUCAGCUUGGCAGAUUACAGCAUGACUUUGAUCUUAAAAAGGAAUCAGGUGUAUUCAGGACAGAGCCCAGCGACAAAUAUAGUGCAGCCCGCCGGGCCUAUCCCAUCGAUCGUGCGAAUGGAGCUAUCGCUAUGCCCCCUCGAGUCACUUCGGAAGCCAUAGAUGGCAUCUUCGCUGAAUCUUCUAGAGGAACUGAAUUCAAUACCCCGAGAAGCUCGUCAUUCCGAGGCACAGAGUCGACUGCUCCGGCCACUUUCUCAGGCGAGCCAACAAGAACUUUCGACAAAACCCAGAUCGUACAGCAUCGCAUAAUUGAAGAAGAGGAAACGGAUAGAAUUGAAGAGUCCGAGGCUCCUGUACUUGAUGGCCAAUCUACGAUAUCGGCUGACUCGGUCAUUGUCUUAACUCCUCAACAACGGACGGAUGUAAUAAAGAAAUUUUCGGGGGCACUCAUACGAGACUUACCUAGUAAAUGCUUCACCUCCCAUGGCAAGGCUUUCGAGGAAUCCACUUUUCGUCGGCAGUUUACCAGCUGUAUCAAGGGCUACUCAAAGCAAGUCAUGGAAGGGGCUGCUCGGCGGUCUCACCAGAGGCAAGCGUCUAAAGCUAUCCGGAUUCUCAGAAAUGACAUAUUGAACAAAUGCUAUGAAGCACUAGGGGGCUUCGAUCGCCUAGAGCGGAGUUACCCUAGCAUCAUACUUCAGGCGCAGGAGCAAAAUCUUCCCGAGAAAUCAAUUGCAGAGAAAGUUAGCGACUGGACGUACGAGCCGUCUCAAGAUGCCAUCGACGACUCUUUGCACAGACGUCAAUACUCCCAUUAUCUGGAUCCACUUUCGGAAGAGUUUUCCAGCGUUUCAAAAGCAUAUGCGAUCUCAAACCCUGCUCCCAAUCCACCCAGUGAUGUUAGUAGUUCAUCCCUUACAGAUGCAGACAGUUGGAGUCAAAGCGAUUCUCGGGGUCAAGAUGAUAGCAAUGAUAUCAAUACAGAAGACAAACCUGUAUAUACAUAUCUGACUGAGCAUCCGGCAUUCUCAGAGCUGGUGGAUGAGCUCAGAACAAUAGUGGAACGGCAGUUCUGUGAUCAAAAGGAAUUGAUUCACCAUCGAAUUCUACUAGCCAUUCGGCGUCCUGGAAUGAUACAUCCAACACCGGGGGGGCUCUUCCAGGCGGAGUUCUUUACCGAGUGGGAUAUUUUGAGUUUUCUCGACACUCAAUACCCUUUACGAACAUCACACAACCUCCGUCCAAUUAUUGCUAUUACAGGUGGGCCCACCAAUGCGCAGUUGACUACGGUUGAGGAAUACCUUCGGCAAAACUGGCCAAUUCACACUUGGGAACUGAUUGAUGCGUUGAAUACUGCCAUUGAAAAGACGAAUUCCAAAUUCCCGUCCGAGCAAAACGAUACUUCGGAAUGGAAAAUUCACGUCUCGCUGAGGGAUAUGAGAAUCUCCGUGAAAGGUUCGGAAGAUUUCAUCGUCGCGGUUGGUCAACAGCUCGCAUGGCUAGGAGCAGCUUGCCGAACUUCCAUUGGGCAAUUAGCACACUCUUACGUCACCUUCACUGAGUUAAAUCUGACAGAUACUGGUAACCUACCAAAACCGACAUUCCAGAUACGAUACGAAGUCUUACAUCUCCUUCCCCAAGAGCCAACAAGCUGCUGGAACGAUCUUGUUGGAGAUUCAGUCGUGGUCGCCAGUUUUCCUAUUCCGGAGCGUCACCCCAACGCGGUCGGCCUUGAGGUUUCUUUGCAGAUUAUGGCAGCGCUUGCCAAUAUACCUCUCGUCACUUGCUUCCGCGGUGGCUACGUUCUCAAAGGUCGUUCGCUUCUAUUUGUUCCAGUCAAACGCGAGAACGAUUUUGUUCAAUGGCAUCUUCUGAAUAAACCUGGAGGUCGGAUUUCCUAUCACGAAGCAGUCCAUUUGUUUCCUGAUCGGCUCUCUGUUGAAGAGCUUGAUGAAGAGGCUCUUAUUACUACCAAAUGCUUUCUAGGGUGGUGUUCAGAUUCUUUGUGUCGCCUAGCGAGCAAAGACUAUGACUAUUCCUCCGUCGGCUACACUAAGACAUCAUACCUUUCUAAGAGAGUGGUUUCACUCACUGGAGCUAGCGUUGGGUUCCAACAAUUCGGCGCUGGAAGUCUGCAGUUCGCAAUAUCCAAAAAGGAUGGGAUGCAUCAUGCGGACAGGGCGCAAUUCUAUGCCGAUCUGCUAGAUGAUGCAAAACAAGUUCCAGUCAUUUUGCAGGAUAUGGAGGACCGUCGUGCCUGGUAUACCGAUGGAGAAACCGCCAUACUUCACAUCAUCUUGCAUCGACACGUCCUAAAGCCCUUUGAAGUUGACCAAAUGGUCGGGAUUGUAUCCGCAGAUCCAAACGAUCAACAAUCUGUGAGACAGGCAAUGCUUAGCAACGCAGAUACUCCAAUGAUUUGCGACAGGAGCAUGAAAAAUCCCGGCUUACAGUCUAAAAGAUUCAAGCACCUCGUAGGGGAACUAUACUCUAUGCUCGAGGGAUUCAUGGCGCAGACAAUUGACAUCGCCAAAACCGGAGUCGAGAUGAAACUGAACUGGAAAAAGCAUGUUCAAGGAUGGGAAUACAUGGAUCUAGUAAACAGGAAACUCAAUCCACGUCUGCGAGAAACCGAGCUGAAAUCCACUUGCGGAAAUUGGCCGGAAUUGGCGCGCGAUCGCAAUGCGGUCAUUCUCUUUGGUAAUCGUCUCCAGAACAUCAUCGACCCGCAUCCAUCAGUUCGACUCUGCAAACAAUUCAAGGAACUGCCAAAAUACAAAGACUACCUCGCCAUCCAAAGUACCACGCUUGAAGAGAUGUAUCUCGAAAGUGGGUCAGCAGAGGAUCGAGAACAAGUAACAAUAACCGGCCUUCAAUUACACCGCUCUCAGCACCUAUUCGAGAGCUGUCCACGCUCUACGGCCCACACGGAUAGCUGCAAAUGUGAUCGUAUCCAGCAGCUCGUCCCGAAGGGUGGGAAGAGGAAGAUAAAGCCUGUCCCAAAAUCAAGCGGCUCAGGGGCUGUUAUAAUCGGACAAGGCUCAGCGUCUUGGAUCAACGACUUGGGAUGGAGACCUUUCCGGAAUGCAAUCCAACCUCGAGCUUCUCAUACGCAAAGCCAACCCACACAGCUUUCUCCGCAAGCGAAAUCCCCACGGCAGCCUCAUUUCAUAUCCCGAAUUCUGGGGCCUCAAGUAGCGACAUACUCUCGAGACACUCUUCAAAUACUCUCUCGCUAUCAACCAUCACCAACCCAACCACGAUUAUGUCUGAUACAGGAUCUGCGAGGUCUCAAGAGCAAAGUGCCAGCCCAUCAGACACAAAGAUUCUCUAGCGAAACUCACGGAAGCUCUGCACAACCAGAUCAAACCGGUCAGCACGAGCGAGAUCAGAGACGCCCACCCUCCAUGCAAAAUGGACCAGGACUUUUGCCGGCAAAGCAGUAUUAUAAUCCGUCAUUCGCAAUGAAGAAGCCUGCUCGGCCCACGUUCGUCGAUAAUACCCAAUACCCUAGAAAACCCACUUUGAAAGAUGCACCACGCUUGUCCAGUCUACCGUUGAAACCAAACGACAGCUCAUGGAUGUAUGCGAAUCCAGAGCCUCGCCUGCUACCUGGCAAAUGCGAGCCAAACUAUCGCAGAGGGGAUUUCCUUGCACCAAUCCUGAAAGCGCGCCAACAGCAAGCUAUGCCUACGUCAACACCAGUACCUCGGCUGCGGCUGCGGCGGAGACCCCGUUUCGACGAGGUUGAAGUCCCCCAGGAUUCUGCGUCAGUUUCUCGGGGAGGUUCUGUUAUAGAGAAUGGUUAA
Mytilinidion resinicola is the source of this 4779-nucleotide messenger RNA. RefSeq lists its product as uncharacterized. NCBI's taxonomy places the organism in Eukaryota, Fungi, Ascomycota, Dothideomycetes, Mytilinidiales, Mytilinidiaceae. Gene Ontology annotation, molecular function: mRNA binding. Bases 1 to 4779 code for a protein of 1592 amino acids. Gene Ontology annotation, cellular component: nuclear outer membrane-endoplasmic reticulum membrane network; endoplasmic reticulum; ribonucleoprotein complex. Gene Ontology annotation, biological process: intracellular mRNA localization. The record is from RefSeq and is a predicted model, not a curated record. The transcript has 6 exons.